UGACACCCCAUUGUUAUCCGGUAAACCUCGACUUCCUUCAAUAAUCACGCAACCAAUUGGUAGCGGUGGCGAAGAACCAAUCUUAAAUUCACCAGAUUCGUUAUAUUGGAGUGGGCGUAAUCAAGAAACAACUGCAGAUAAUUUUAGUUCAGCUGAACAAUUUACAAUAAUGAAUCCUCCACGGGAAGAAAUACCGCCUCAGGAUCAUAUACUAUAUAUUCAAAGUUUAGGCGGUGCUAAAGCUUGGGAUUGGGAACCUGAUGACUCAUUAUUAAGACAGCAAAUCGUUUCUAUAAUGGACGAGGGUAAAGUUAUUAAAUUUAAUAAGCGAUUAGACUCUAUGGUGCAGACCAAUUAUCCAUUUUUUAUACCUCAAGUUGAGGGAGACGUAGUCUAUGAGGCUCCAUUUGGACGACCAGAAACCAUGCCGCAUCGACUAGGUCAGAUGUUACAUUAUUUUGAGAUAAUGGUCAUGGCAAAUCCGGAUCCAAGAAAUACCAUUAUCGCCAUAGGGUUGGCUACCAAGCCUUAUCCUUCUUUUAGAUUACCCGGAUGGAAUAUAUACUCCGUAGGCUUCCACUCUAAUGGAAAAAAAUAUAAUGAUGAAUUCGGUGGUCAUGAAUACCAUCAAGCGUGGGGAAAUGUCGGUGACACCAUAGGCUGUGGAUACAAUCCUGAUGCUGGGCAUGUAUUUUUCACCAAAAAUGGUCAAUUUCUUG
Racocetra persica is the source of this 719-nucleotide messenger RNA. The record is from the annotation of a GenBank genome assembly. Lineage: Eukaryota; Fungi; Glomeromycota; Glomeromycetes; Diversisporales; Gigasporaceae.